Molecule: messenger RNA, 657 nt
Organism: Uncinocarpus reesii 1704
Lineage: Eukaryota; Fungi; Ascomycota; Eurotiomycetes; Onygenales; Onygenaceae
Exons: 2
Coding region: 1-657 (218 amino acids)
Source: RefSeq, a predicted model, not a curated record
AUGGCACUGGUCCGCAGGUCUCGCCCUUCCUGCGAUUUUCGUCCUUCCUGGACGAGAGUCGGAGCAAUUCCCGCACACGAAAUCAUUUACAGAUACAUCCCAGGAAUCUUAAACUUUUCGCGCCCUCGAUCGUCUGGUCGACUUGAAAUCGACCUAGAGUCACUCUUCGCGCAAGCGCCCCUUUUAAGGGCUGGAACGCUUGAGCCGGGCUUAUACAACCGCUGCCUGAACGAGCUCCUCUCAGCACUCUACAAGCUCCAAUUCCCCAUCCCACAGCUUCGCAUAAUGGAGCCCCUCAUGGAGAAAGCCAGGAGACUCUACCCAGGCGACUGGGAAAACCUCCUCUGUACCUUUGCCUGCUACGGCGACCUUCUCGACUCAGACUGCCUCAACGCAUCUCCCGAACUCUGCGACGAUUUAAGCGACUACAUCCUGCACAAACUCACCAAGAUCGCCACACAAGCCCCGCUGUCUGUCUCGCUGAGCUUCGUCGAUUUACUCGAGGAAGACCAGUUUCAGAACGGCAUGGCGAUCCUCGUGGACCAGGUGCGGCAGCGCCACAGGGACUGGGCCAAGCUGAGGGCCUCGCAGGGUCAGAUUCUGCUGCGGUUGUCGAAUCAGCCGUCGAAGCGGAUCAUGCGGUAUAAAUCGCUUUGA